This is a messenger RNA of Macadamia integrifolia, 1361 nucleotides long. RefSeq names its product NAC domain-containing protein 21/22-like. The record is from RefSeq and is a predicted model, not a curated record. The transcript is spliced from 3 exons. The coding region runs from base 73 to 996 and encodes 307 amino acids. NCBI's taxonomy places the organism in Eukaryota, Viridiplantae, Streptophyta, Magnoliopsida, Proteales, Proteaceae. Gene Ontology annotation, biological process: regulation of DNA-templated transcription. Gene Ontology annotation, molecular function: DNA binding.
CCUUGUUUGGGAUUCAAUCCCUUAAUCCCAUCUCUCUCUCUCUCUCUCUCUCUCUCUCUUUCUCUAUAGAAGAUGAGCUUUCUAAACAUGGUUGAGGCAAAAUUGCCUCCAGGGUUCAGAUUCCAUCCACGAGAUGAAGAACUUAUAUGUGAUUACUUGAUAAGGAAGAUUACAGGCAAUAAUGGGAAGGGGAGCACUUAUGAAUCUCCUAUGAUGAUAGAGGUAGACUUGAACAAGUGUGAGCCUUGGGAGCUUCCAGAGGUGGCUUGUGUGGGAGGAAGGGAAUGGUAUUUCUUCAGUCAGCGUGAUCGGAAGUAUGCGACCGGACUGCGAACAAACCGGGCUACAAUGUCUGGGUAUUGGAAAGCCACAGGGAAGGAUAGACAAAUCAUCCGCAAAGGGACCCUUGUGGGUAUGAGGAAAACCCUAGUUUUCUACCAAGGGAGGGCACCCAAAGGGAAAAAGACAGAUUGGGUUAUGCAUGAGUUCAGGCUUGAAGGACCUUCAGAACCAUCAAAAACUUCUUUACAGGAGGAUUGGGUGCUAUGUAGAGUAUUCUUCAAAAAAGGAGGAGUUUCUGGUAAACCUAGUGUGGAAAACUAUUAUGAAGAUGACACAGGUUCUUCACCAUUCCCACCUUCAAUGGACUCCUACAUCAGUUUUGAGCAAAAUCCACCUAAUUUAGUUGAGUUUGAGCAAGUGCCCUGCUUCUCCAAUUUUGCCCAAAACAAUACCAACCCAAGCAUGCCACCUUAUGCUCAAAUGGAACAAAAUAUGCUCACCAAGAAUUUAGCCAGCUUUGGAGGAGUAUUACCUGAUAUGGGUACCUUCUCAAGCCCUUCUAGUGAUAAAAAGGUAAUAAAAGCAAUCUUGAAUCACCUCAGCAAAAGUGAAAACAAUAUGAAGGUGGAAUUAGCUACAACAAGUUUAGGGGAAGGAAGUUCUGAGAGCUACUUAUCUGAGGUGGGUUUGUCAAGUAUGUGGAACCCAUAUUGAAUAUUCAAAGAUAUUACAUCAUGUGUCAUGCAAGAAUGGAGAAGAAGGGUUAUGGCUCUUGCAAGGACAAGGUGCAAGGACAAGGCAAGGAUGGGUUGGAUAUAUGAAUUUUUUUUUCUUUUUCUUUUCUUGGAUUGGGUCAAAGUUUUAUUUGUAAUGAUUCGCAUGGUAAAUGGAGUUUUUAGUACUGCACAUAUUUAAAAUGUUAGGAAGGUUGUUUUUGAGAUGAAAGAUGUUGUAUUGUGACUUUAAUGUAAAGCUCCAUCUGUGAUUGACUUCAGAAGACUCAACCUGGUUCAACAAAACCUUUUCUUAGCUGUUUGGAUAUAACUAAUCCUGUUGCCACUUCAAAUUGUAGGCACCCA